Molecule: messenger RNA, 510 nt
Organism: Scheffersomyces stipitis CBS 6054
Lineage: Eukaryota; Fungi; Ascomycota; Pichiomycetes; Serinales; Debaryomycetaceae
Exons: 1
Coding region: 1-510 (169 amino acids)
Source: RefSeq, a predicted model, not a curated record
AUGAGACCAGCUUACCUUUUUUCCUUCCUCCUUUCGAUUGUAGCCGUAGCUGCACUCACCGACUUAAAUUUUGAAAAGUUGAAGAUCAAGAAUUUUCAACUCAAGCUUAGUCCUACCUGUGGUCUGGCUGCUUGUCAAAAAGCUGCUAAAGCUAUGGAAAAAUGUGGAUUUGAUAAUUCUGUUGGAGACAUUUCCAAAUGUUUGUGCAAGUACUCCGAUGAGGAAUUCUUCACACCAAUCUCCAAUUGUAUUUGUGAAGAUAUUGGCGAUGGAACUAAUACAGCACAGGACUAUAGAGACGUAUUUUGUGACGAGGAAACCUUGAACGCAACUACUCUUUACGUUGAAGGAUAUGGCACUACCUCUUCGUCUCCCCGUCUUGGAUCAGCUACCAGGUCAACUACCGGAUCGACCCCUACUAGGACGACCACCACUAUCGGGGACGAUGCUAUCCACUUGAGAGUCAACUUCUUUAACCCUCUCUACUUCUUGGUUAUGUUCUUCAUUUGA